AAUGGCAGAAGCUCUUCUCAAUGUCAUCUUUGAGAAGCUAACCGACGAAGCCUUCAAUAAAUUUGCUCGCUCUCAGGAGAUUGAUUCUAAGCUCAAUGACCUGAAGAUCACACUGACCCAAAUUAAAGCUCUGCUUAAUGAUGCUUCUCAAAAGGAAAUAGCCAGUGAAUCUGUGAGACUAUGGCUGAAUAGUCUCCAACAUUUGGCUUACGAUAUCGAUGACGUACUCGACGAUGUGGCUACCGAAGCUAUACAUCGUGAGCUGACACAGGAAUCAGGAUCAGUCAUCAGCAAGGUAAGAAAACUCAUGGUCCCAAGUUUCUUCACAAAAUUCUCACAAAGUCAAAGUUUGCAUGACAAGUUAGAUAGUAUUACCACCCAGUUACAACAACUAGAGAAACAAAAGUCUGAUCUGGGUUUGAUUGUGAGAGAUGAUAAGCCAAAAAGUAGUAGUAGGCGAAACGAAACCUCUUUGCUAGAAUCUGAUGUUGUUGGGCGAGAAGGUGAGAAAGAGAAGUUGAUCAACAAGUUGUUGCAGGAUGAACCAUCUAAACAAAACUUUGUUAUUGUGCCCAUCGUUGGUAUGGGUGGGGUGGGGAAAACCACUCUGGCAAGAAUAUUGUAUAACGACACACGGGUGAUAGAUCACUUUGAACUCAUGAUAUGGGUUUGUGUUUCCGACGUGUUUGAUAUAUUUAAAAUAAGUGAAACCAUCUUCCAAUCAGUGGCUACAGAAAACAAGCAGUUUAAAGACAUAAAUCUGCUUCAAACUGCUCUGAGAGAGCAAAUUAAGGACAAAAGAUUUCUUCUAGUACUUGAUGAUGUUUGGAAUGAAAACUAUGACGACUGGGAAAACCUAGUGCGUCCAUUUCAUUCUGGGGCUACUGGAAGUAGGGUAAUCAUGACAACUCGCAAGCAUCUACUGCUUAAAAAGAUAGGUUUUAAUCAUUUAGACCAUCUUGAGAGUUUGUCACAUGAAGACGCUUUGUCUUUAUUAGCUCUACAUGCAUUGGAUGUAGAUAACUUUGACUCACAUACAACACUUAAACCACAAGCUGAAGGUAUUGUAAAAAAAUGUGGUGGUUUGCCUUUAGCUUUAAAGGCAAUUGGAAGGUUACUGAGAACCAAAAUCGAGGUAGAAGAAUGGGAUGACGUGUUGAAAAGUAAGAUAUGGGAUUUAGAAAAUGCUGAUGCAAUUGUUCCAGCCCUAAGGCUAAGCUACCAUGAUCUUCCUGCUGAUUUGAAGCGCUUGUUUGCAUACUGCUCUUUGUUCCCAAAGGACUUUAUGUUUGACAAGGAGGAGUUGAUAUUAUUAUGGAUAGCUGAAGGGUAUCUGAACGAGUCAACUGCGAACAAGUCACCAGAACGCUUGGGCCAUGAAUAUUUUGAGAAAUUGCUAUCAAGGUCCUUUUUUCAACCCGCACCUAAUGGUGAAUCGUUUUUUGUGAUGCAUGAUCUCAUGAACGAUUUGGCCACAUUUGUUGCUGGAGAAUAUUUUUUGAGGUUUGACAAUCAGACGGAGAUGGCAGAGGAAGCUUUAGGCAAGUACCGACAUAUGUCAUUUAUGCGUGAGGACUAUGUAGGUUUCCAGAAGUUUGAGGCAUUUCCAAGAGCAAGAAGUUUGAGAACACUGUUAGCUGUAUAUGUUGGGGUAGAACAAAGCUGGAACAAGUUUUACAUAUCCAAUAAAAUUUUGGUUGACUUACUUCCUCAACUAACACUGUUACGGGUUCUUUCUUUGAGCCGUUUUGACAUAAGUGAGGUACCGGAUUCCAUUUGUAGUUUGGACCACUUGAGGUAUCUUAAUUUGUCUCGAACAAAUAUCUCAAAGUUACCUGAGAAUGUUGGUAAUCUUUACAAUUUACAAACAUUGAUUGUUUUUGGUUGUAAGAGCUUGAGUACAUUGCCUAAAAGCUUCCUAAAGCUCAAAAAAUUGAGGCAUUUUGACAUCAGGGAUACUCCGCAUUUGAAGAAGCUGCCCUUGGGAAUUGGUGAGUUAAAAAACUUACAAACUCUCCCCAAGGUCAUCGUUGGAGGAGACGGUGACUUUGCAAUAACCAAGCUUAAGGGAUUAGAGAAUUUACGUGGGGAACUUUCCAUUGAAGGAUUGCAGAAAGUGCAAAUCCCAAUGCAAGCAAGGGAGGCGAACCUAUCUCAAAAAAGGCUUACUAAGUUAAAGCUGAAGUGGGAUGAUGGUUCUCAGAGAGGAACACUUGAAAAGGAGGUUCUCACUGAGCUCAAGCCACACACUGAUACGUUGAAACAUUUUGCAGUUGAGUAUUACGGGGGAGUAGAGUUUCCAUGUUGGGUCGGGGAUCCCACUUUUCAUCAAUUGGUUCAUGUGUCGCUACGGGGUUGUAGAAAAUGUACAUCUCUACCGCUGCUUGGGCGGUUACCUUCACUUAAGGAGUUGUUGAUUAAAGGAAUGGAUGAUGUUAAAGUCAUCAGUUUGGAGUUAAGUAGGAGUACUGCUGUUACCUUCCCUUCACUUGAAAUUCUAAGGUUUGAAGAUAUGUCUAGUUGGGAGGUAUGGUCAACCAAUAGCGAGGUAAUGUUUCCACGCCUUCGAGAGCUUCAAAUAAUCAAAUGUCCCGAUUUGAUUGAUGUCUCACUUGAAGCAUUACCUUCACUAAGAGUUUUGAGGUUAGAGGGAUGUAGUGAAAGUGUGCUGAGAAGUCUGGUUCAAGCAGCUUCAUCAACCACUAAAUUGGAAAUAGAAUCAAUUUUAGGGCUUACGGAUGAGGUGUGGAGAGGUGUCAUAGUGAAUUUCUGGGCGGUUGAAGAGCUAUGCAUACAAUGUUGUGAUGAGAUAAGAUACCUAUGGGAAUCAGAUGCAGAGGCAAGUAAAGUUCUUGUAAAUUUAAAGGAACUGAAGGUAUGGAGAUGUAAAAAUUUGGUGAGUUUAGGAGAGAAAGAGGGGGAUGAGGAUAAGAUUGGGAGCAACCUCCUAUCAUCUCUUAGGAUUUUGGAUGUAAGAGAAUGUAAUCGUAUGGAGCGUGUGUGUUGUCCAAAUAGCAUUGAGGGUUUAACUAUCAGUUGGUGUAGUUCAGUUAGAGAUGUCUCCUUCCCAAGAGCAACAACAACAACAGGUGGAGGAGGGCAGAAUCUCAAGUCACUUACUAUAUGGGGUUGUGGAAAUCUAAAAUCAAUAAAUCAAUUGAGUAACUCCACUCACCUCACCUCUUUGACAAUAAGAGGUUGUGAAAACAUGGAGUUAUUUUCUGAUCUUCAUCAGCUAUCAAAUCUCACCUCGUUGUAUAUAAAAGGUUGUAAAAGCAUAGAGUCAUUUUCUGACCUUGAGCUAUCAAACCUCACCGGGUUGAGAAUAGAAGGUUGUGAAAGCAUAGAGUCAUUUCCUAAACUCCAUCUGCCAAAUCUCACAGAACUGGACAUAGAAAGUUGCAAAAACAUGAAGGCAUUUCCUGACCUUCAGCUAUCCAAUCUCACCAUGUUAAAAGAAAUGUUUAUUAGAAAUUGUCCAAUGAUUGAUGCUUCCUUUCCUCGUGGGCUUUGGCCUCCCAAUUUGUGUCUCCUUAGAAUAGGGGGGUUGAAAAAGCCCAUCUCAGAAUGGGGCAAUCAGAAUUUCCCAGCUUCCCUUGUUGACCUAACAUUAUAUAAUGAACCUGAUGUGAGGAAUUUUAAUCAAUUGUCCCACAUUUUCCCUUCUUCUCUUACAUCUCUGGACAUAUCCGAAUUUGAUAAUCUGGAAUCCCUUUCAACGGGACUCCAACACCUCACAUCUCUUCAACAUCUCACCAUUAGCAGAUGUCCAAAGGUGAACGAUCUACCAGAGACGCUGUUACCUUCGCUUUUGAGUUUGAGAAUAUAUUAUAGCCCGCAAUUGAAAGAAAGGUGUUCAGGAAGAGGCUCCCACUACUGGCCACUCAUCUCUCAUAUCCCGAAAUUCCAAAUAUAAGAGACUAAUUGAAAGAAAGUCACCGAGAAGAGAUUCCCUGCCGCGAAUACCCAAUCACUGGGGGAAAACGACAUCGUACCACCAUCUUCACAUCCUAUCGGAUUUCUAAACCCAUCACAGCCGACCGACAUCCCCUGCAUCUACAUGGACGGCAGUGACAUAUUCUAAAGGAUCUUCUGGGUGAUGGAACAUUCACAGUUGACCAGGUCAUAUUCAAGAACAGAGAAAAGUCUCAAGGUGUGAUUUUUCAGUGAAAGUAUCUUGAGUAAAGUGCAGUAAAACUCGCGCAUAUAAUUACUGAAUCAGCUAAUAACAGACAAAGUGUCGACGACAUAAGUGAUUUAUUCAUGAAAAUCAGUUGGAUUCAAUAUUCAAAGUGAAGGUCUUAAGGAAUUGUCAAACAUCGGACCAGAGGCUAAGUUUAAAGGAAAGGGUUAAAGUGCUUGAUGAUGGACAACAUCAUUUCUGUUGAAGAAAGAAGAUAUUCUGCAAAUCAACAACACACAUCCAAAAUACUUCAUAAUUGGUGGAAAGGAGGCUGGCUACAUCUAUUGCCAUAAUUUGGUUCAUUUACAUGCUCUGCAAACAUCCUGAGAUUCAAGAUAAGGUUGAAUAAGAAAUCAAAGAAGCAACAAACAUGAGAAACAAAUUCAAGAUAAGCUUCAUGUAACUUGGAACAAAACUCUCGCGAGUCUAUCCUGCAUCUCAGUGACUGCAGACUCGUAUUUGGUGCAACUAGACAAUUUGAAGUUAUACGAGGAUAAGUAAUGGACAAAUGUCUCAACAAGCCACACGCGUGGACAAAUGCUAUAGGCUGUUAAUUUCAAGGAACUUAUAAUUGAUGAAGAACUAAUGGAGAUUACCUAUGACGGCAAGUUACCACUAAUGAGGAUUAUGGAACUAGCCUAUGAUGUCAAUUGUCAAGUUACCAUCUGAUGAAGAUUAAGGGAUCUUACCACUGAAGCGAGUUACCUCUAGUGAAGAUUGAUGAAGUCUCGCUAAUGAAGAAGAGAUGCCACGUGUUAGCUUAUCAUUUGACGAAGACAAUCUGUUGAGAGGAUGUUAUACAUAAUUGUCACUUGUCAAUUCCGUACGUCUCAACAAGAAUAUAGAUACACGAGUCUGCAUUGAUAUUAUUAUCACUUGACCCCAUAGUUUAAUGUGUGCAAAUUCAGAGAAAAUUUGCAUGUCACCCUCGUCAUAGCUAGAGCGUUAGCUAGAAAACCAUCUGUAAAUUCAAUUUUAAUUUAUAACUAGUUUUACAUGAUGUAUUGAAACAAUCGAUUUUGAUGAAUACCUUGUGCUUAUAGCAAUUGUUCUUCUA
Helianthus annuus (common sunflower) is the source of this 5240-nucleotide messenger RNA. RefSeq names its product putative disease resistance RPP13-like protein 1. The record is from RefSeq and is a predicted model, not a curated record. Lineage: Eukaryota; Viridiplantae; Streptophyta; Magnoliopsida; Asterales; Asteraceae. Gene Ontology annotation, molecular function: ADP binding. The transcript is spliced from 7 exons. Bases 2 to 3916 code for a protein of 1304 amino acids. Gene Ontology annotation, biological process: defense response to other organism.